Drosophila eugracilis is the source of this 2771-nucleotide messenger RNA. RefSeq lists its product as uncharacterized. The coding region runs from base 77 to 2008 and encodes 643 amino acids. The record is from RefSeq and is a predicted model, not a curated record. Lineage: Eukaryota; Metazoa; Arthropoda; Insecta; Diptera; Drosophilidae. Gene Ontology annotation, cellular component: nucleus. The transcript has 5 exons.
ACAAAAACCGGCAAAAUUGUGCAGAAAUUUGCGAAAGUAAAACUUAAGUUUUUCGAUGGAAGAAAUGUGAAAAACAAUGCGCGGCGUUCGGAAGUGUGUUCACUGUGGUGCCAUCAAUGGAAAUCGGGCGCAGAUGUGCCGGAAUUCCGAGUGCCCGCAGCGCAGGAAUGUGCUGGAUGCCGUGCAGUUGGUUUCCCUGCGGCCAGGCUCUACUGUUUACUCCUUGAGGACUAAGGAAAAGGAGCAACAGCCGCGAAAUUUUGUGGUCAUACAGGAUGUAACUCUGUCCCUGCAACCGGAUGCUGCGGUGGUGUCCAGUAAGGCCCAGUGCUACGUGGAGUCUUGCAAGAAAAGUGGAGAGGAAUCCGUAGAUUGCGUCCAUGUUAAGGCUUGUAGGGAAUCCGGGGCGGAACUGCCGAAGGCCCAAGUUUAUCGAGUGUCCCGCGAGGUCCUGUGGAACUUGAAUAUAAACCAGGAGCAAAAGCAGCAUCUCUGGCAUCUGUACAAGUUUGCAGAGGAAGAGGAGCAUCUUCCAGGAGUUCAGAGACUGAAUCACUCCACAUUUGCUGUGAAAUGCGAACGCUCCGAAUCCUUUCCAGCUGCCAGGCUACAUGUCACCGUUUUGGCCAACGGCUUGAACAAAAAGAAGGGAAUCUACGCCUGUGCCUGCCGGAAACUAAAGAUCAUAGUGGAGCCAGAUAACUCCCUGGUGAUGCAGGACGAGAUCUGCGACCAUCUGCUGCUGGUUCUGGCGGGAAUACUCAGUUCCCCGCAGGGAAAACGGGUUUACGGUCACUUUACCAGUGGCUUGCAGAGCUUUUGGAUGCCCUCUCAGCUGGAAACUCCAUUGGGAGAAGUCGCCACCGAAGAUUUGAGGCUAAGUUUGAGCAUGGUGGAUGACUUUGAUCCACAGGUGGACAUUCUUGUCUUCGGGGAUCAGCUAGAUCUUCCCUUACCCGAUCUGACUGACGGUGUCUUUAACCUGGACAACAUGCAGGCAGCAACUUCUAGUCACAACACCUCAAAUACCAACGAUGCCUUGAUCCACUAUGCCAAUGACUCGCAGCUCUUGUCCAAUUGCGAUGUCUACGCCGAGCCCAUAGAGUUAACCGAUUGCAACAUUGAGCUAAUGGAUCAGUUUCAGCCCACUGAUCAGCUGGAUAUAUGCAGUGAGGAUAUAGAACUGCCGCUGAUCACUGAACCCUAUAACAUACUAGCUGCUCCGCCUAUUUUUACCGAGACCACGCCUUCUGUGGUCACCGAACAACUGCCCAUUGAAUUGGCCACCAUAUCAGUGGUUAAAAAGACUCCGGUUAAGUUUUCAGAAAUUGUGACUGAAGUGAAGUCCGUAAGGCAGCCACCACUGCCAGCUAGAAGGGAUUUGAUAGUGAAUAAUGCAGCCACGGCAGCUUCAGUAUGUCUAGAUCCUUCGGUUCAACCGGCAUUGUCCUACCUAGCAUGGCUGGAUCAUGUGAUAGAGCUCCUAAACGACGCCUUUGAGCCAUUAGAAACUCCUGGUGCUGGGCUUACAAAGCGCUUAGUUCAACACAACUUCCAUGUGCACAAGGACACCUUCUCGCACUUCUGCAAAAGCUUCAGCACUGGCAUCAAACGACGACCCUUAGAUAAGUUGACUGUGAUAGAAUCGGGCAAAUACAAAGGCCUCAAAAAGUACACUUGGCAUUUCGCUAGUUUACACACCGUGAAGCGCAUCUUCAGUACCCCAAAUAUUGGGCUACAGUUGGAAUGCUCCUUCCAGCGGCAUGCAGAAGGCCAUUUUGUACCUUAUGUUCGUCCACCUGUGGAGCCACAUGUCCCGGGACAGCCCAAAAAGCGAGUAGUCUACCCCAGACUCCGGCUUUAUAUGACAAAGAUUGUUUUCGAAACGGCUCCGAAGGAUCAUUCUGGCAAUGGAGUCCUCUUGACCUGGACCCCGGAUGUUUUGCCCCGCAGCCACUUCGGGCUGAUGCACGUGGAGUUCACCUUAGAAACUCAAUCGCCCAGCUAAGAUGAAGCAUUUGUUACCACUGCCGGUGUCAGUAUGAGAAAUUUACAAGCCUUUCUAGCGUACUAUAUAAGUAGUCUUAGUCUACGUCGGGUUAGUGCCUAAGAAACAUAAUCUCACAAAAAUUGGUCAUUAGUUGGUUAAUAUGUAGAGCCGCCUAUUUGGUAUCAGCUAACAAAUGAUUGGAUUGGAUUGAAAUGCUCUCGCUUUGAUACGAUCAAGAUUGAAGGGUGCUCCCACCAGAAGCCUACUAUCUACCGUCUACUAUAUCAUCCUCAAGUAGUCUGACUACAUUCGAUUGUGGGUGGACACGGGAUAAAUCUAAGAGGAAACUGAAGGACCUUUGACAUUCGUUCAUUUACAUAAUCAGUAUACAUGCUUAUUUAAGUUAAAGUGUACAAAAAACCAGUCUUUAAAACAUGUUUGUUUAUCGUUUCUUCCUCUUCUGCCUCUUUCUCUUCACAUUUUACAUAUAAAAUGUAAAAAUAUUCACUAAAUUACUUGCUUUCUACUUGCCUUGUGUGUGUUUGUUCUUGUAAGAGAUAUAUCUGACUAAAUGUGGACAAUUCCGUAUAUCCAUCCUUAGCUAACUUACACACAGGCCCUGGCUAUGGCAAUUCAGAGUGCUAACUUUACUUUUAUAUUUAUUUUUAUCCACAUUCGAGGCUAAUUUUAAGAACUGUACAGAUUAAUAUUACGCUGUUUUUCGGGUUAUAUCAAAUGUGGUAACGCCCUGUGCAUCGAUAAGAGAAAAACGAAACUUAAA